UGACCAAGGAAAAGGGACACAGACGAAGAGAGGAGACAAAUAAGAAAAAGGUGUACAAAUUCAGUCCAACAACAAAAUCUCCAAAAACUCCAAUACAAAUUACAUACAAACACCAUUUCAUCAUCUGUCCUUGAUUCGCUAAUUACUACUACCACUACUCUUCAUCAUCUCUCAAUUAUCCCACAAUCCUGCACUUUUACAGUCUCAUCAACAACAACUGCAGCAAAUUCUUUCACAAGAGUGAACAGUGAUGAGUAGUAAUUUGAAGAAAUCUGGUUCUAAUGCCCAUGAACUAUCUCUGCCACAUGAAGAACAGCUAAAGAAGAUUGGUGAGGUAAGGACCGCAGUAAGUCCUAUCCCGGAAAAGUUGUCUAAAUUUUGUUCUGAUGCACAAAUUGCAAGAUACUUGCGAGCACGAAACUGGAAUGUUAAAAAGGCCACAAAGAUGUUGAAAGAUUCUUUGAAAUGGAGAUUAGAAUUCAAGCCCGAACAGAUUCGUUGGGAAGAUGUUGCUAGUGAAGCUGAAUCGGGAAAAGUAUACAGAUCAACUUCUGUUGAUAAGGAAGGGAGACCUGUCCUGGUCAUGCGGCCUAGUCUUGAGAACUCCAAGUCCGUAGCAGGACAAAUUAAAUACUUGGUGUAUUGCAUGGAAAAUGCGAUCCUUCACUUACCAUCUAAUCAAGAGCAGAUGGUCUGGCUGGUCGACUAUUGGAAUUUCAGUUUAUCAAAUAUUUCACUCAAAUCAGCCAAGGAAGCUGCCCAUGUAUUACAAAACCAUUAUCCAGAAAGAUUGGGUGUUGCUAUUUUGUAUAACCCUCCUAGGUUAUUCGAACAAUUUUACAAGGUGGUUAAACCUUUUCUGGAGGCAAAGACUCGGAAGAAAGUGAAGUUUGUUUACACUGAUGACGAAAGCACGAAGAAGAUCAUGGAAGAAGUUUUCGAAAUGGACCAGCUCGAAUCUGCAUUUGGUGGGGAAAAUCCGGAAACUUUUGAUAUUCAAAAGUAUGCGCAAAGAAUGAAAGAAGAUGAUGAAAAAAUGCGGUCUUUCUGGGAAGAAGCAUCUGUAGUUGACUCGAGUUGCAACAAUGGUCUUAUUAUGCAUGAGAGGUCACUGUCUGAUCCAUCCGAGGGUGAGGCAGAGAGUGACGGUACGCCAUCUUCUUCAACCGCUGAGGAUUCCCGAGCCUCUACGCCAGAUGUCGGGUUGUCAGUGGCUACCGUGAGCCUUGAGGAACCUGGACAUGUUAAAGUUUGAUAUAACAGCUAACCCGAAUCUGACGAAAUCUCUUGGUUAUGAAUUAUGAUGUACAAACAAUGUAGACCAAAUUCUUGCAAAUAAUCCUUUCUUCUGAAUUAUAUGUGUAGUAGUAUAUAGUUCUGUUUUUGCUGGCUUAUCAGUUUAUAGAGAAGUGGCAUAAUGGAAGUUGUAUUGAUCCCUGA
Spinacia oleracea (spinach) is the source of this 1440-nucleotide messenger RNA. RefSeq lists its product as uncharacterized. Gene Ontology annotation, molecular function: phosphatidylinositol transfer activity. Bases 251 to 1255 code for a protein of 334 amino acids. The record is from RefSeq and is a predicted model, not a curated record. The transcript has 6 exons. NCBI's taxonomy places the organism in Eukaryota, Viridiplantae, Streptophyta, Magnoliopsida, Caryophyllales, Amaranthaceae.